This is a messenger RNA of Baudoinia panamericana UAMH 10762, 652 nucleotides long. RefSeq lists its product as uncharacterized. NCBI's taxonomy places the organism in Eukaryota, Fungi, Ascomycota, Dothideomycetes, Mycosphaerellales, Teratosphaeriaceae. The record is from RefSeq and is a predicted model, not a curated record. The transcript has a single exon. The coding region runs from base 247 to 588 and encodes 113 amino acids.
CAUAGAACGACGAAGGGCAAAAUGUUGCUCGUCAUUUAUACGGUGCCGCUGCGAGAAUUCCGAACUUCCUUACCACUCAAUUCAGCAAAAGCCGAAUUUUCUGUGCAGCUCCGGCUGGUAUGGUUGACAACGGGAUGACGGCGCACGGCACGAUGGUGCUGUUGCCGGUGCUAAGUUCAGGCGCUGACACCUGUUGAGGUCGCUGAGGUGUACUGGGUAUACGAUAAGCGUGGCUGAAGCAGCUGGAUGCCUAGGACGAGUGCGGGCCUCGGAUCGCUGAUCUGGGACAUUGCGUCGAUUCAGAAGUGCCAUAUUCCGUUCCGACCUUCCCAUGGUCUGUCCUUGUGGAUGUAUACUCACCUAGCUCAUGCUAACCCUGACGGGCCGUCGUUCAUUGAGAAGGGUACCUUUCUAACACAAACUGACAGUGCCUCCGGCACAGCAGGUUUGAUCAACCUGGCAUAUUUCUAUGCGGAAUAUAUACUUCGGCAACAGUCUCAAGGGAGCAGAGAGCAGCCUGCUUCACGGCCCACAGGUGCCGUACAGCUCGAAGCCACUCUGAUCAUAUUCGAGGCGACUCCGAAGUGAGGUAUUAGGAACUUUGUACGACUGAGACGGACUGCACGUACUGCCGAAGCUCGAACGAACCGAC